GUGAACAUUACAAGUCCUCAUGCACUCGUUCAUUGCAUACGUUUAGUGCAUUUGCAUUCGUCACGCCGUUCAAAGCGUCUACUCAAGUAUUUUAAUUGUACGCCAUGUAAAAUGCGUUGCUCUAUGUUAUGACAUAGCUGUUGAUAUGGAGCAUGAAGUACAACCCAAAAACACUACCCCUUAUCACAGCAGCAUUAUCUACGAUUAAUUAUUGCUAAUACUAAGUACCUCUUUGUGCGUCAUUGAAAUGUGUAGCGCGUAAACAAAACACCAUGAAUGUCAAGAUGAAAAUACAGAUUGCCAUGGACGAAGAUAUAAAAGAAUUCUUCCAAAUAAGAUUGUGCUUGUGUUAUCAAGAGGAAGAGAAUGAUCAACUUUGACUCGGCUAAAAAAUAAUAGACAACAAUUAUGGGGGAUGUACUGUAUCCUACAAGUCCUCCAUCCUUGGUGGGGGUGUCCCCAGCAUACUGGAACUACUCCGAUCAUGUCAAUCUUGAAAAUAUUAAAAUGGAUAGUAAUUUCAUGUGGUUACUCUGUUCAUUAGUAUCAGCUAUUUCUUGGCUAACUUAUAUAACUUAUUAUAACAGUAGAGUACUUGGGUACAUUUUGACAAAAUUAUUGAAUCGCUUUGUUGGAAAAUACCAGUACAUCAAAGUUGGAUCUUUUACAUUGUGUGCUCUUAGUGGAAAAAUAAUGUUCAGAGAUAUUGCUUACAUUACGACAGAUUAUACUGUAAGAGUUCAAGAUGGAUAUCUUAUAUUUAGGUGGUGGAGAAAUUAUGUUCCAAAGAAUAUUUCCGAAGAUCUAUCACAUUCCGAUACUCGUCUUUCUGUUUUAUUAAAUGGUUUUGAACUACAUGUUUACAAUCGCUGUGAACUCUAUGCACAAUUAGAAAAAACUUUUGGCCUUCCACCUGAAAUAUUUCCUGAGGAAACUCAUACAACCAACACUGAUAAUCAAGAACCAGACACUAAAAACAAAAAGAAAAAACGAAACAAGCCAGCAUCCACAACUAUUGAUGUAUCAAAACAUGUUGAUAAUAUUAGGAAAAAAGAAGCUUAUGUUAUUGCCAGGACUUGGAGAGAUUUAAUACCAGUUAUUAAAGUAGAUGUUUGUACAGGAAGAUUAGUUUUUGGUAAUUGUCUAGUACCAACUACAUUGUCUGUCAAUGUAGAAGAAGCUCAUUUUAUGUAUUCUACAAAACCAGCUGCAUCUCAACAUGAUCAUUUUAUGCAUAUAACAAAAUGCAAGGCUGAAAAUUUUAAAGUUAUUUUAGCUCCCAGUCCAAAGUAUACAGGAAUGAUCGAUGAACCACCCCGUUUCAUGGGAGAAGGCUUUGUAGUUUUGAGUUCAAAUCACAUGGAACUUUAUUAUUAUAUGGAUGAACCAGGUGUCGUUCCUGAGCAACCAGAAAUGAUCAGGCUAGCAAAUGGAGAUAUGGUUGAAGCUAUGCCUCCUAUUUGGGGUAUUGAUAUCAAAUGUGGAAAGGGUACAGAUUUCAGUUAUGGACCUUGGGCUGAUCGUCAAAGAGAACAUUUGUAUAAAUUAUUCUAUCCUACUGAUUAUCAACCUCUGAAAGUAACAACAGCUCCAGUACCUGGUGAUAAAAGACAAGCUCACUCAUUCGAUAUUCGUUUAUCUACACUCAACGAAGCAACAAUUGAUAUAUUAUUUAGUAAAAAUAAGGAAACCAAUGCUGUUCAUGUUAACGUUGGUGCAGGCUCAUACCUGGAAAUAACGAUGCCUUGGAUUGUACUUCAGGAUGGAUAUACAACUAAAAUCACUGGUCAAUUAUUACAUCUGGAAGCAACUACUAGUUUACAGUAUCGUAGUUUAGUGGAAAGUGAAACGCUAGAGUUUAAUGUAAAGUGUUAUUAUCCUGUAAUUUGGAAUGAUGAGCAAAUUUGGACAUUGAAUUUGACUGGUUGCAAAGCCACAGCGAGUUUAGUUUACUCCCACAAAGAGUUUUUUCAAGACUUAAUCAUGGAUUGGGCUAGUAAGGCUAUACCCGAUCUGAUGUACUUUGUGCCGUACACAUGGAAGUUCAGUCUGUUGCUUAAAGAAUUUGAAAUAAUUACAUUAUGCAAUGAAUUUAACUGGAUCGAUUGUUCAUCGCAGAAUCAAGAAAAUUCGCAUAUUGCUUUCUGUGGAGAAAACUUUGAACUGUCAUUUGAAUUACCUUUUGUUGAAUUUCUACCACCAACUGUUCCUUUACGAUUUUGGAUACAAGGUGAGAGCGUGGAUCUAGCAUUUUAUUUACCAGAAGUGAACACAAACCGUAAUGUAUUCAUAGCACUAGAGAAAAAUGCACGAAUUCUCUGUCGAGAUGGUAGUGUAAAACAAAUGUCAGAUCUUAAUAAAAAUAAGAAAUGGCGUAACGUGUGUCAAAGAGGAUCAGGUUGGAUAGACUGCUGGUCUGUUCCAAUUGUAGCUCUAAGUAUCAAUUAUACGUAUCAUCCAUGUCCGCCGUUGGGUCCACAGCCACAAGCAAAUAUCACAACACCAGAGAAAGAAGAACUUUUGUUGUUACCAAUUAGAAUACCUAGAAGCAGAAAAUCACCAGGAGCAGGAACAAUGCAGUGGGCUAAAGAAGCUACUCAGAAGUUUGACCCUACAACAUUAGAACCUGAUCUGGUCAAUCUCGAAUUGGAAAUUGGUCCCUCGGUGCUGUUUCUUAAUGGAUCUCUCAUUAAACAUUUUAUACACUUGAAAGAAAAUAUUUUUGGUGAUUAUCAGUUGUUUACGGACAUGCAACAGUCUCGGACCACUUCUGCAAGCGCCAAAUUAGACAAGAACAAAGAUCGUGAUGUUCAAAAUAGUAGUCUUGAGACGUCGAUGGAAGACGAAGAAGCAAGAGCAAAGCAAUUCGAUCCAAGAGACUAUCGUCCAUUUGACGUUACUGUAGGAAUAACUAUGCACGAUAUUCAAGCACAUUUGGUUAAGAAUUGCAAUGACGAUGACCCACCAUGUCCAGUAAUACUAUUGGAGCGCUUUGGUUUUGAAAUGAAGAAAAGUUUCAGAGAAACUCAGCUGCAGCUCUUACUUUCUCCAGCAAUUUUACUUUUAUCAGAUAACGUUCCGAGAUCUAACAAAGAGAAACAUCUGAAUCAAGGCCAUUUGAUGUUGAGUGCAUUGCAAGUUAGGGGACAUGCAAUGUUUAGUAAUGAGGGUAGAAGUUUGGAUCAGGAGACUUUAGAGUAUGCUUGGUUGAUUGAAGUGCAGUUAGGAAAAUUAAGUGGAAAAAUAACUUCCCCUCAAUUACAUCAUUUGAUCACGUCUCUAGAAACAUUCUUGCUUAUGGCUAAAAAUUCAGAAAAUAAUUUGAAACCUCCAGGUUUACCCAGUCAUUGUCAUCAUGGUCUUCCACCCUUACAGUGUGCAGAUAGUGAUAUCGAUAAGCAUUACAGGUGUCCCAGUUCUGAAGAUAUCAAAUACAGAAUGAAUCGCGUGGCUAUCGAUUCUAUUGAUUUGUACCUUCAAGAAAGUGGCACUGCUACACAAAUCUGGGCUUCGCCUAUCCGUGUAUCAACUUGUAAUUUACACGGACAACAAGUAAAAGCAGGAAUAACAGCGAUACUACCUACACUUCUCGUUCGACAAUUCGUUUCGGCAGCUGGUCAUUUUGCCAAUACAAGUAACACUAAUACUACUGCCAGUGGCAAAUCUCAUAACAAUGCCAGCAGUCGAUUAUCAGGUGACGGAUCUGAUAUCUGGUUAGAAGUUGGUUCUGUAUCAAUGGGACCUAUUGUUAUUGAAGCCGCUAUGUCGCUUCCAACACCCGAACAUAAUUUACACGUUGUUCAAAAUAAUUAUUUGAAAACUCAUGAUGAGAAAACGAAAAGAUUGUGGUUUUUAUGGUCGCAAGAAACUGGUGCUAAAGUCGCCAAAUGCGGGUGCAUAGGUGGUUGUGUAUUUUUCGGAAACAACAGAAAUGGACCAAGGUUUUUCAAACCAAGUUAUCACGAUUUGCAGGAAGGUAUCAAUAUUGCUGCUUACCGAAUCUUCGAACCUGGAAUAGAUAAAGGAUUUGCUCAAUCAAUUUUACACGAAGGUCAAUUAGUAUUUCACACUCCACCGUAUAGUUUACAAGAUGUAACACUUCAAGAUACGGUUGUAUCAACAUCUGGAGAACCAUCUCACCGGUCAAACAGUUCAAAAAUAAUUUUUGAAAGAUCUAAAUCUGUGAUCAGUCAGAGUAAAGGAUCUGGUAUCGGAGAAAGUGACAGUGCUAAAUUUAGCGGAUCUUCAACUAGUCCGUUCAGCGGAAAUAACAAAAAAUCUUUAAGUCGACGAUUUUCGUAUACUUCGCAGAGAGGAAACAGUACCAGAGAUGUUCCAUAUGCUCGUUUAUUUGAUGCUAGUCCCGCCGCACAAUUGCCUCCUAAAUUAGAUUCAGACUCUAAGUUAAAUACUCAACAUAGUAAAUCUAAUUUAAGUGUUCCAGAAAUCGAAAGAACACCCAAGAGUAGUGCAUCUGAUUCUAAAUUGGCUGUAGAUUAUUUCAAUAUACAAGAAACAGAGUCACUUCAACAAGGUGCCCCUAGUCCUCCAAUUAUACCGAUAAGUCCCAUCGACUCAAGUGGAGCUAGUCAAGCUCUGCCUACGGAUAGUGAAUCACUACGUAUGACAGGUUCACAACAAUCAUUGUAUGUGCAAUCGGACUCAGAGGACAAGUUACUCCAAGAGGUUCAAAGAACAGUGUCAAUGUCAUCAGAAAAUCAUUCGGAAGCGUUCUAUUCAGCUGAUGAAGAUACCAGUCAUGGCUUAGGUGGAAGUCAUAAUUCCAGUUUACGACACUCAUUAGUUGGUUCUGCAAUUGUUCCCAAUCAAAAUGAGUGCAUCAAAAAGAAAUUCUUAUCGGACUUAUCUAUUGUCGAGAGUUCCGCAAAUGCAAUUCAUGCAGCCGAUAAUGUUCCGGAAAAAGCUCAUACGCUAGAACGGGCCAAGCCUCAGUCGACAAGUUCACGAAAAAGUACUCGAAUUCAAGCUACAUCUAAUUUCCAAUCAGAUACCGAAGCAACAGAGAAUGGAAAUGUUUUAUUACAAGAUUCAUCUGAUAGUCAUUCCGUUUCUUCUACUAGUUUUAUAUCUGCUGUAUCAUCUCAGGAAGAUAUGACCUUAGUCAAUUUACAUAUGCAAGUGAACAAACCAAUUGUUGAUUCACCCUUAUUGAUGUCUAGUUACGUCAGUCAUUUGUCACAGGUGCGUUGCAGUAACUGGUCAACUUCGUCAUUACCAAGUAGUGGCGAUGCCUUUACCACUCCGGUAUUUCAACGAACUGAUGAUGGGAGACUCGUGUACAUUGGAGGACGGUACAUUCCAAAAUACGAAGUGAUGACUGAAGGAUUCACGUCAUUGAAAAUGAUUAGUCGUAAUGAAUCGUCACCAAAAGCUUCUUCGUCAAAUAAAACGCCAACUCAUCCAUACAUAUGGGAUAGUUCUACUUUAAUUCAAUCAGAAGGAGAAGAAAUUGUAACCCACGGGGAAGAAGAAUUUCUAGCUACCCAACAUGAAACUGGAUAUCGAACGACAAUCAUUGUAAAGCUCAAAGGAGACAUUGAUAUUAUGAUAAGUCCUUUAGUUUUGGAGUGUCUUCAACGCUUUAUCGAUGCAAUAAUUCCAACUCUGUCUACACUACAUCCUUUAACGAUUCUUAAUCAUUUGCAUAACGAAUGCAUUGGAAGGGUUGAAGAUGCAAAUAUACUCAAGCAGGAUCAGAGCUUAUCUUAUUGGAGCCAAGUGCAAACUAGUUCUAAACGUUCAACGGCAGAAAGAAAUUUGAAGAAUGAUGAUGGAAAAGUGGCUUUACAAACGAGUGUAUAUGAGGAAUGUAUUUCGACGCAAAUACAAGGAAGUAUUAUUCUACCAAAGAUAAACGUAACGCUAUUACAAGCUUCUGUUGUAGAAGAAAUCAUAUCAUUUUCUGCUUUGGAUAAUAUUCGUGACUUAACGUGUGUAUCAUUAUUUGCGAUUUGCUUGGAUGAUGUGACGGCAAGAUUCUAUUUAGGAAAACAAGCUCGAGAAAUUGUCCAAACUUUUCACAAACCAGCGGUUUUACCUAAUCAGAAAAAAGUUAAUAAAAUCACUAAAGCGUUUUUAUCAGGACAUCAGACUACUGCUGUCGUUGCUGACAUUGGCGGUGGAGAGACUGUAUACAUAGAAACUUCUGAAAAGCAACAAGAAGAAAUAAUUGUUACAUUAAAUAUUGGAAAAGCUCAUACGCAAUUGAGACGAUUAAGGAACGAGUCUUCCAUUUUGAAGGAUGCCGUCAUAACGGCAAUUCCAUCAUAUUACUCUCGAGUGUUGUUUACUUGUACUAGAAUCACAUCCCCAUUAAAAUGUAUUGACUAUUAUCUACUUCAACCGCCAGAUGAAAAAGAUAAACAAAAUAAGCAGUCAAGCCCACCACAAGCAACUGAAGAAUUCACUGUAGGCUGCGGAGAAGACAAAUUAGGUUUUAUCAUGUUUGAAUGUGGAUUGGAAGGAAUCAAACUCAAAAUUGUAAAGAGAUCUCAGUUUGAAAAAGGUGAUAAUGGACAAAAUGAAAAUGAGACUGAAAUUUCUGAAAAAGAUAAUAACGUCAGUAAAAGUCAAGAUGAUCUCAAUAAUACUGCUGAUUCGACAACGGAAACAUUCGAACAAGAGUCAAUUCAAGCUCCAUCGAAUCUUAACAAUUCGACGCAACAAGUGAAUACAAGUGCCAUGGCCCUAGCGAAGGCAGCAAGUGGCAAUACUGUAUCUUGUGUAAUAGAGCUGAGAACUGUGUGGUUCAAUUUUGCUGCUCCACCGCGAACACCAAUCACCCGUAAAAUUGAUUAUACUCGAUUGGAUUGGAAUUUACUCAGUACUGCUUCACCGGCAAUAAAUGCAUGGAUGAAUCCGAACAACAGAUUCGCCAUUCAAGUUGUUCAUAUGUUCCGUUGCAUGUAUCGCAGGUCAACGGCUGUUGUCGCGUGUCUUAUGGCAGAGGCAUUAGAUAUGCAGGCUAUUCAUAUGCCCGUGAAGAGUCGGUACGGAAAGUUAACACCACUUGCAAAGACGUUACAAGAAGAUCCAUCCUGUCAGUUAUGCAGUAUUCUUCAAAAUUACAUUUUACUGACAAAUCUAGAAACUACUGAGGCUAAUCUACGUGAAGCUGAUUUACCAACGUUAUCUACACUACGACAGGGAGUGAUAGUUCUAAGUCGACAAUGGAAAAAUGUACUUUACACUCCGUUGUUACUGGAGCACAACUACAAAACGAAACACAUCAAGCCGUUGAACGUUGCAUUUGCCAUGUCGGACCCGGAGGAGGAAAACAUCAUGACCGACGGCGAAGGUAGUGGUGGAGAUGCCGAUGAGCAAGAAGUGACUGACGAAUGUGCAAUGCUUAUCCACGCUGAUCACAUGCACAAACACUUGCACUCAAAAGGUCAAGAACGAACGUCAGUACCAGUGAGUUCUUCCCGCGAGCGAGACACAACUUCCCCGAUUCCAGGCCCACCAGAUUCUGUGACUUCACCACCUAUGCAAAAGUCAGCCAAAACAUUACAGCCAACUCAAGUACCCGCCAGCGCCAGAGCCAGUAUCGCUUUUCCGUUGCUUACCACCGGUGGACUUUUUAAUCAGUCUAAGGAACCCAACACCAUUAGCUACGGCACACUACGUGAAGAAAAAGCACCCCACAUAUACAUUUCUCACCACCAACUGGGAUCAAAUCCGAGCAUAUACUCGGGUGGCAAUGUUGGUCACGGAGGCAGUCAGCACAGCACAACUAGUCUAGACCAGAUCACCUCUCCACCGACAAAUCACUCAAGCAAACCCGUCAAUUUAGGUGAGGAUUUGUACAGCUGGAUGGCCAAGCAACAGGAAUAUAUGAAGGAGCACGACAAGGGGAAUCUCAAAGGCAACUGGGUCUUUCAUACCGAACAAAAGGUUACCAAGGACUCUAAAGUUAAUACCAUGACGACUGAAGACACAGAAGACUCUGACGUUCAAAGUGGUGCUUUCUUGUAUACCAUGAAAGACUCGCUUCGGUUGCUGGAUGCGCAUCUAAUCUUCGAGCCGCUACUGUCGUCUUUGUCGGUGAUGCCGCAACAAAUGCUUUCUGCCAUUAGUUCUGGAAAUAUUAACAACGUUUCCUCUCUGGACUCAUUGGCUUCAAAUGUGUCUUUAGUUAGUAGCAUGGAAACCAUGAGAAUCGAUAUUGUUGUUAGUGAACACGGCAAAGUUCCGGACAAGAAAAAAAAUAACAAAUACCAAUCGAAGAAAUCAGGUUCAAAGUUUCAUUUGGAUAUUCCGCCGGAAAUGCCUGCCUUUCUCUGUGAAAAGAUUGGAGUUGACAUUGACGUGAAAAAAAUGGCAGAUAUGACUGUCGACGAUAUGAUUCAAAAACAAAACGUUCUGUAUAUUUCAAGAGGUCAAUUAAAAAAGCACACCAGCACUGUUGUUAAUUUUAGCUUAAACAUACGUUACAUUAGUCAACAAGUUAACAUGCCACUUUUGAGACUUUUACAUCAGAUUAGUAACAUGUAUCAAAACGUUAAGGAGACUCAAAUGGAGCUAAAAGCUCAACAGCAACAACCGGACGCAAAAAUAAAUGCAAAUACUGUGAUAACCACUCGUACGAAAAAUGGCUCCUCUUCAACUUCUGAUUUACAAGAACAUUUUACAGUAGCGAUGAAAAAGGCUGAAAAGCAAGUAGCAACAAAAUCCGUAACCAAUAACCCUCAGCCCAAAGUGAUUUCCCCGUCAGCGAGUUUACGCUCAAGGCCACAAAGCUUUACGCAAAAAUUACGCAGUACCGGAAAAAGCGUCAAAGGGUACAUGAACUUGAGCGAAGGCAUCAUAACGCCAAACUUCGGUGCUAGUCCAAGUAGUUCAGGUUUAGAUAAAUUCAGUAUAUUAUCAGAAAAAGUCAAAACUGUAUCUAUCAUAGCGCCAAGAUGCUGGAAAACAAUAUAUCACCUUUUGGAUUUGUACGCCAUAAAACCAGAAACAAAAAUGAUCUCACAUAGACUGUCGGUGCCUGCAGACACCACGGAACGUUACAAGGGAAAUAAAAAGUAUGAGAAUUUGAGCGAUAUUAAAGAGGCUGACGUAGAAAAAGGUUUGAACGCAGAGACUAGCUCAACUCCUGUACCUCCUCCUCGGGAAUUAAGCGUCGUCACUGGUGAGCGAACAAGACUGAUUAUUUUUGGAGUAGCUAGAAUACAUCGAACAAGACUUUUAGCUACACUAAGUGGACUUAAACUAGAAGCAGAGAUAACUAGUUUACAUGCAAGUUUAACAUGCCGUAAAAAGACUCGACCUGCAAGCUUAGAGUGUAGUUUGACUGGCCAAAUUGGAAGGACGAUGAUUGUUCUUUUGGAGGGUGUAGCACCUAGUCAACAGACUGUCGUCAAAGUAACAGUGGGGAAAUCACAGGCCUUAUAUUCGAGCGUCACUAGAAGGCAGAAAGAUAAGAAUAGCGGUUUGCUAACAAUCGGUGCUGUUAAUAUCGAUAUUCCUCAGCAUCCUGUCGCUUUGCAUGGCAUGAUGACAAGAGGUAGCAAGCAAUUGUCAUCGACUCUCCAGGAACUACGUGUAGCAAGGACUUCCUCGCGAAUGGCUCGUGGUCAACAGGCUGAAGAAACUGAUGGAGUGCCUAGCAGUCCUCAUCAAUAUCCAACAGCUCCUGCAGUCAAUCUCGAUAAAUGUCAAGCUGUGUCUAGUCUUCUUGAGCCUAUCGUGAUGCAAUUCCAUAUUAUUUUGCAAAGCCUGAGUAUAACAGCAGCGCUGCUUCCGUCGUUACAAGCACAGUAUAAAAUGGAUCAAGUGAAUAGCUCUGGGAUUACUGGCAGCAAGGCUAAAUUUACUAUUGAUUUACCAAAUCAUAGUCUGAGUUUCACCACAAAAUUACAAGUAACUGAAGCCAAUUUGCCAUCUGAAGCUAGCAUAGAGUUACCGAAAGUACAUGUCUCUGCUGAAUAUAUUCAGGAUGGCGGUAGUAACUUAAAUGAUAGUAAAAUUGCAGAUGGUGUUGUACUCAGACAAGGAAGCUACAUGAGUGCCACAGCUGAUAUUGGUAUAUUUGAACAUUCCUUGACUACAGAUCUUCUGAAUCACUUGGUAUUUGUUCAGAAAGUUUUUAUGAGAGAAGUAAAUGAAGUUGUGCAGAAAGUUUAUGGCGGUGAGAAACCAGUGCCGUUAUGGCUUGAAGACGAAGAACCUGGAACCUCUUCUAGUUUAAAAAGAAUCCUGUUUUCACUUGUUAUUCGUAUUAAGAGAAUUCAACUGACGGCAACAACACCAACCAACUCAGCAGUACGACUGGAAACAGGAUCCUUCGAAUUUCAACUUUCAAAUCGCGUUCAAAAUGUUUCUGGUGCUACGCAGCCAAAUCCAUACUCGAAAUUAUUUGGAAAAGCUCAAGUCGAAAUCAAUCUCAGUCUUGGGCAGCUUAUUAAAAAUGUCAUGUUUGAAGAAGCAGAUCCGGAAUUUCAACAAUAUGCAUUCUUCAAUACUCGUAUUGGUUUACGAAAUGCCUUCCAAGAAGAGUUGGCUGAAAAAGAAGACAAAGAAGUUGUUCUGAUAACUCUGAAGAGACCUUUGAUUUAUAUCCAGCCAAUGGCAGUUGACAAAGCCAUUCUUGUUUGGCUAAAUUAUAAAAAUGCUUACGAAUAUUGGAACGAGAAACGAUCAAAUUUGAACAAAGAAGUUCUGACAGCCACUCAACAAGUGUUUGAGAAAGUACCGUUCGGUCAAUUAACUAGUCAACUUAGCUCUCCUAAUUUAGGAACUUUGUUCUUACAACUGACUGUUGACGACAUGGGUAUUUGCAUCCCAUUGAAUCCAUUGCCACCUGCAAAUUGGGGUUUGAAUAGAGGAAUGUACGAAGGCGACUCUAGAGGAGCUGUUGUUAUAACUUUAGAGAAUACUAGUAUUUCUGCUUGUAGUAGUGGUAGCUUAGUUAGUAAGGGAAGAUUUGUUGGCCUAUGCUUGAGAUUCGCCGAAGACUUUGAAACAUCACUGGACGAUUGGAAACCUGAUGUAAAUGAUAGUAGCAUUAUGAAUUUAUGCGUUGUUUCUGAAGGCACGUAUGAAGUAUGUAGCAGAACAAUAGCUCAAAAACAAGACAAAAAUGCCCGAGUCACCGAAAACGCAAAGUGGAUUCUAAAUGUGCAGUGGCAGAUGGAGGGUGUUGACAUUCACUUAGACGUGAGCGUUGGUCAGCAGUUAUCUGCUCUGGGACACACUUUGACAAUGUUAACUGGCUCGGAAGAAGACGACGCUCGUGCAUCUCUUGACUACGAUAGUGACGAUGCUAAUCAACCAGACAACAGUACCAGCCAGGAAAGUAUCUUAAUGAAAAAGAAAAACUGGACAGAUAGUUUACCAGCUUUCAUAUUUGAUCCUUCGCUCGAUGCUAAGAAGCGCUCGAAGUUAAUUGAAAAAGAAAUGAAUGAGCAAGCUAAAAUUAUCAAUGACUUACGAUCUCUUGGUGCAUCACACGGGACUAUAGAGCAAGAAAUGAAGCGCUUACGUGAAUUGGAAGCUCUAGUUUUUAAAGAUUUUAGACGUGACUGGAUACAAAAGCUGAGAAGACAGUCUGUAAAACCAUCGGGUAUUCGUGGGAAAUUGGGUCUCGGGAAUAACAAACAAACUUAUAGAUCAAGGUCUUUCAUUGUUCCGUCGCCAACACCUGAAAAUCAAUUAGGUAGUCCUGAAGAUAUGAAAUCGGAUACAACUACGAUCAACUCGGCAAGCUAUGAAAGCAGUCCGAAAAGCGGCCCAAGCAGAUCAGCAUCUCUGCGUGUAAGAGGACUUGGCGGGCCUCGCGUAACGUUUAGCGAUACUCAUACAAUUUGCAGGCAAUCAUCUCUGCCUAGCGCGGGAUCGGAACUGAGUUUACCCGAAGGGAGUUUAGAUUGGCCCGAUACCAUCGAAAUUGACGGUGAGCAAGUGGAAUUGCGUAAGAAGAAUAAAGAAAUGAGUACAACGUCCAGUUAUGACAGUAUGGAGGGAAAUAUCCCCUUAUUAGAAUCAUUAGUUAUUGAUCCAACUUCGAGCACUACUUCGCCAUACUUUUUGCCUCAAAAGCCACAAGAACCAAACAUAGACUUUGAACUCGAUGUCAAAGUUUUGAUUAACAGUGGCAAGUGUGUCUUACAUACAAAAGAUCCAACAAAAGAAGAUGAAUUAAAAAUAAUGAGUCGAAUGAAGAAAGAACGCUCGUGUUCAGGAGGUACAUUUGAGUUUCAGGCCAGUAGUCCAAGCAGUAGUAGAAAGAAUGAGCGCAGUAAAGAAAAAUCGAACACUAGUUCAUCUAGAUUACGAUAUGUACAUCAUGCGAACGUGCCUUUGGUAGAUUUGACUAUAUUUCACAUUCCCGGUCUAGAUGUUAAAGUUCACUACGAAUCCAAAAUAGUAUCCGAAGAGUCCCUAUCGCCAAGAAUUUCAAUUGAUACUCCACUUUUGAAUCCAUCAGCGAUGUCCCUAAUGAGAAAAUCAAGUACUAAAAAAGCCAGUCUCUUCGCUUGGAUGACACUGCAAAGUAUUCCUGAGGAAACAAUCAUCAGUCCACACAUACUUGGAUUUUUAGAACAAACUUUAGAACCCAUACCAAGUAAAAUGAACUUCCAGACAGGUGGGCAGAGUGCUAUGUUCCCUCUGGAAAACAUGGAAAGUUCAUGGGCUGCGACUGCUGCAAAUAGUAAUUACGUUUAUGCCAGUUUUCCGGUAGACGUUAUUGUUUACUUUCACAUGCAGCCGUCGACGUUCAGAUUUUCCUGUUUGCCUGUAUCACGAGUCGAAUGCAUGCUACAGCUUCCGUCUCUCGACAUUGUAGUCUCAUCAAAGCGAGCUGAAGAGGAUCUCACUGAAUUCGGCGAACACAAGUCGGGCAAAGAAAGUGGCUCUGCAACUGGUGGAAUUUCUGUUACUGGUUGUCUAGCCGAUUUUUCUGUGUACAUAUUUCAUCCAUACGGUGGCAAAAAGUCUGGUCCUAAGGAAGCACAGUGGUCACCACUUUCCGAUAGCGAAAGAAAGGAUUCACUCAGCAUCAAUGUUGAAUUUGUCAACUUUCAUUUAUCGAGAAGUAAAAAGAAGAACUUCCCUAAUGAUCAAUUAAAAAUUAGCGGAGAUCCGAGGGCUGUUAUAAGAUUUUCAACUAUUGUUGACAUCGGCUCGGCUUCAUUCAAAUACGAUAUGCGAAGAUUGACUGAAAUCCUUGCUUUCCCAAAAGCUUGGUACAGACGUAGCAUUGUUAGACGUUUAUUUUUGGGUGAUCUUAGCUCAAGUAUGGCUUAUUCCGAAGGCGACGUUCGUAACCGCGAGGAGGCAGCUAUGGGGAGCUCUCUAUUAAAACAUGACCGCCAUGGCAGCGAUGUGUUGUCGAAAAGUACUCCUGAGCGAAGUCCAAAGUUAAAUAGAGAUAAUUUAAGACUGAGUUUUGAUGGCGAUACACCUAAGCAAAUUCGAUUGAAAGACAUUGGUAGAGGAUGGAGUUUCACUGGUGACAAACAGUCAUCCGAAGUAAAAGUAAGAGAAUCUGCUUGGGAAACAUUGGUGCUAUUUGCUGUUAACUUUACUCGCUUAAAUGUACACAUGAAUAUGGGCAAUGUAAUGGGAAACGUUUCUUGGAUGACCAAAGAUUUUCGUUCAGAUGGAAGACUGUCAAUCGGCAGUACUGGACAUAAAAAUCUGUAUAUAGGUAUUGGUUUAGGAGGCUCUAGCCUAGACGCCAAGGGAGGUAUUGUCGGCGGUAUCAUUGAGCUUAGCAAAAUUGACACUUAUAUUCACAUUCGCGAAGAACCUGACACAGAACCUGACCAUACAGUCGGCUUAAAGUUGUUUGCAUUGGAGUUAAGACUUGAUUAUAUGGGCACAAGUGUUUUAAUGUGCAGAGUAUCAUCCUUAGACGUUACUCUACGAGAUGAAUGGAAAAUUAACCGUAGUACUUGUAGCGGCGCAUUCAUGCCUACAAGAAGACCUGCUAUAAUAUUUCUACAUGGUGUCCUUGGCUGGGAUCAACUACAAAUAAUGAUAAGUAAAUCCACAACGGCUGACCUGCUGAAAAUGUUUUACAAGUUGGAUGAAUUCUUUAGUCAACAAUUCAAGAGUAGCAAACGCGUGUUUAGUUCUUUACAAACUAGACAGCAAAGAAUCAGUAACAACAGUCUGAAAAGAAGGCAACAGAAGAAACGUGGUAAUGCCGAAGCAUAUUCACAAGCUGCACUAACAGAUGCUCGACAUCAUCGUCAUUGGCAACGAGUUCUGUGCCAAGUAGCUGGAUUACAAUUGGGAACUUUACGAUUUGCUUUGCCGGCAAACGGAACGGUUCUUGGUGGUACAAUGGAACUACAUGGAUCUAACAUCAGUCUAGCAUGUUUCCAUGGUAUCAAUUUUAAGUGCAAGAGUUGGGCACUAUUUUCGUUAAAAGAACCAUGUAUAAGUUUCGCCACGGAAGCUCAAGAAAUUCCAAGCAUAGAAUCACCCAACGCUAGCGAUGUACACGUUGUUCAAACUUUAACUAUCAGUUUGGGACAACAACAAGAACAGCACACUAGACAUCAUUCUAUGGCAACUGUUUGUCGGAUGAGUCGAAGUGUCCUGUUUCCUCCGCAAUUCAAGACUUUACAAGAAUGGUUCCACUAUGCUUUUGCCAACAGUGAAAUCGAUGCUGUAGAUCGCUUUCCUUGCGUUGAAAGAGAGAGAACCGAAAGUACCUCGGAAUCAGCUGGUAGUAAUAGAGGAAGAAAUUCAUCAACCAGUACUGGAAAACUGCAAGAACACUCCCAUACGCGAGAAGUCAUAUUCUCACUACCAUCGUUGCAACUACAUUUAAAAACGGAACAUUUACAAGCUGCCAAAACUCCGGAUGUAAUGGGUGAAAAGCCGCUAGUAGAGUGCAGCUUUAUAACUGAAUUCGAGGACCACAUAUUUGUAACAGUUGACGCAGAGGCCUUUUUCUUCUUGCAUGAUCUUAUCACGUCGUACGUCAAAGAAAAAGAACGGGUGGUAAUUAUCAAUCUGAAUAAUUGUCAUGCAAUGCAAUACAGCGCUAGAGCCCACAGUCCCGAUCCCACUAAGCGCAAGGGUGCAGCUCAAGCAAGUACCUCGGCAGCUACUGGCACGUCUGCCGAGGAUGAUAAGAAACGCAAGCAAUUUGAUCCCGCCGAGAUGUUCAUUAAAGACUGGCGAUCAUACAGAUGUAAGACUUGGCACUUAGAGCCAACUGUCAGACUCCUAUCAUGGGCUGGUAAAAGUAUAGAACCCUAUGGCAUCGAUUAUAUAUUGCAAAAACUAGGCUUUUCUCAUGCCCGCAUUACUAUACCAAAGUGGAUUCAACGUGGAUUCAUGGAUCCUUUGGACAAAGUACUCGCCGUUCUUAUGCUGAGGAUGGUACUGGCUGUUCGCGAUGAAACCCCUGACGAGAAGGAACAUAAAAAGGAAAAAUAAUUCUUUCACACAUCGACAUACUAAACUUUUAUUUAUCGUGUAAAAUUGAUCAUAUUUUUUAUAAACCAUUUAUUUUACGUCAUCGUUCGUGCGACGUGAGGUAUUGAACAAUGGCGUAAUAGUGCAUGUAGAUUAUUGUAAAGAUUUUGUUUGUAUUUGUAUUCUUUCAUGUUUUUAUAUACUUGUAUAGUGAUUAUACUGUAAAACAAAUGUAAAAACAAAAACAUAAUAACGGAAGCGAUGGCAAACGUUAUUAUAGCUUUAACAGGCAAUGGCUUCCAACGAAAUCAUCAUGUUUGUUACAGAUACAUACACAUACAAAGCUAUUCUUGUUUUCAAAAUAGAUAUUAGCAUGUGUGAGUGCGCAUACGUGCUCGUUCGACUGUGAUUUACUCUAAUGCGAAUUUUGAUUGUAUUGAAAAAUGAGAGAAAACCAUGUUAUUGUAAAUGUUUUGUCCCUUUUUUUUGUGAACGUAAGAAACUUUUUACUUGUGACCAGAGCAAAAUUGUGAGGCUAAUGUGUCCGUGGUAUUUAUUAAUGUCACAACAGCAAAUUUAAAACUUGUGUAUAUAUGUAUGUAGUUAAAGAAUCGUUGGAAAUUCAAGAUAUAAACUUUGUAUCAAUAAGUUGUGCGAAUUAUUAAUUUCUUAAUGUUAUAUAUAUAACAAGAAAGGUAUAAUUAUUUAAUUUAGUUUCUUAUAUGAUUUAUGAAAUGAGCAAUGAAUUUUCUAUGGCUCUAUUAUUCGUUUAAUAUUCAUACUGCUUCGACAAAUUCCUUUGUUUAAUGUACAAAAUUAAAGCUCAUGACUGUAUAUUACGAAAUAAAGUAGAACAAAACGUUAACAUUUAUCAAUAACUCUGUCUUGGAGAACAGUUCUUUCAUAAUUUUUCCUAAAUGAAAAUAUCCUGUUUUAGGAAUUAGUAGAAUACUUUUA
Messenger RNA from Phymastichus coffea, 16356 nucleotides. Its product is annotated as bridge-like lipid transfer protein family member 1. The transcript is spliced from 49 exons. Lineage: Eukaryota; Metazoa; Arthropoda; Insecta; Hymenoptera; Eulophidae. Gene Ontology annotation, biological process: synaptic vesicle endocytosis. Bases 409 to 15420 code for a protein of 5003 amino acids. The record is from RefSeq and is a predicted model, not a curated record.